Molecule: messenger RNA, 1788 nt
Organism: Aureobasidium pullulans EXF-150
Lineage: Eukaryota; Fungi; Ascomycota; Dothideomycetes; Dothideales; Saccotheciaceae
Exons: 3
Coding region: 1-1788 (595 amino acids)
Source: RefSeq, a predicted model, not a curated record
AUGACGAUCAAAUUUGUUCUUUUACUCACAGCGCUUUACACGUCCCUGGUCGUGGCAUUCUCUUUCAGCUCUUACGAUGUUGGGUUCCAAGGCAUUUUCCCUCGCCGGCACUAUCACACAGUCGAUUUUGAGCCUCCUGCGCUCAGGAUAACACGAUGGGAUUCUCGAUGCGAUUAUGGUAGUUUGUUCAUUACACCCAGAGGACCGUGGGUCUCGGGCGCUGCGAGGGGUCCUGCCAUCCUCGACGCGAAGGGCGAAUUGAUUUGGAUGGAUAACACUGUGUUUACACAAUCGAUGAACUUGAAUGUGCAAACAUACAAGGGAAAAGAAUAUUUGACGUUUUGGUCAAAGCGGGUAAAAACCAAGCGCGGAGAAACCUCCGUCAAAGCCAAGGAACCUAAAACCUCAUACGUUAUGCUUGACUCUUCCUACAAAGUUGCGUAUAGGAUUUUCCCACAUGGCAAGGGACUCAAAGGAGAUUCGCAUGAACUCCGCAUUACUCCACAAGGCACUGCCAUUAUACCCAUCUACCACAAACGCCAAACCGACUGCACUUCACUCGGCCUAGGCAAAAGCUGCUGGAUCCAAGAUGGACUCUUCCAAGAAAUCGACAUUGAAACUGGAGCUCUGCUAUUCGAAUGGCGAGCAACCGACCACAUAAGCAUGAAAGAUGUCUUCAGCACUCCAAACGCCAAAGAUGGCUACGGCACUUCCAAAAAAGACGCUUUCGACUUCUUCCACAUCAACGCCGUGGACAAAACCGAUUCCGGCGACUACAUAAUCUCGGCAAGAUAUAUGCACGCAAUCCUCUGCGUAAGCGGAUCCACAGGACAAAUCCUCUGGCAACUCGGCGGCAAAAAGAAUAAUUUCACAGAUCUGGAUGAAGCGUUGGACUUUUCCUGGCAACAUCACGUCACAUGGCAAGGCAAUAACACGAUUUCUCUCUAUGACAACCACGCCAAUACUGUUUUGCACAGUCCCUCCAUGUACAGCAAGGGCAUGCUCAUCCAUCUCGACAUGCACAAUAUGACAGCAACACUCAAACACAAAUACAUACACCCGGACAAAAUCCUCAGUGUAUCUCAAGGCUCCGUCCAAGUAAUCCCUUCCACCAAAAACAUUCUCGUAGGGUUUGGAAAUUCUCCUGCUUUUGUGGAAUAUACGCAUACCGGCACUGUACUCUGCAGUGCGCAAUUCGCUCCCAAAUUCGCUUUUGAACUUGUGGAUUUCGGGCUGGUGAAAUCUUAUAGGGUUUUUAAGCAUGAGUCUUGGGUGGGGAGACCUGAUACGGUUCCGGAUGUUAAGGUGGAGGGGAGGAAGGUGUAUGUGAGUUGGAAUGGGGCGACUGAGGUAAGAGGAUGGAGGUUGGAGACAGCGAGGACGCAAGAUGGCGGAGAUGAUGGGUUUGUGACAGUGCAAGAACUGCGGAAAUAUGGGUUUGAGACUUCGUUUUCUAUCGAGGGGGUCGGCAAGUUUAUCAGGAUUGCGGCUUUGGACUCGAAAAACAGUGUCAUGGCACGUUCGGCUAUCAUUCGCGUCAAGCCACGAAAUAUGUCUCUGUUCUGGUCUCUUACGAUUGUCGCGCUUUGCAUCCUCAUCUUCUACUCCAUGUACCGCAAGAUUCCCAUCUCCCUUCGCACCAGCACAGCACGCCAAUUUUCGAGACUGAGAAAAACUCUCACCGACUUCUCACUACGACUUCGAUCUUCCAAAGCCCGUCCGAAAACCUGGAUGAGCGACGAGGACGAUCAAACCUCAGAAGCUGAACCCCUACUUCAUAUGGACUAA